Diospyros lotus (date-plum) is the source of this 1449-nucleotide messenger RNA. RefSeq lists its product as uncharacterized. Gene Ontology annotation, molecular function: acyltransferase activity, transferring groups other than amino-acyl groups. The coding region runs from base 186 to 1046 and encodes 286 amino acids. The transcript is spliced from 9 exons. NCBI's taxonomy places the organism in Eukaryota, Viridiplantae, Streptophyta, Magnoliopsida, Ericales, Ebenaceae. The record is from RefSeq and is a predicted model, not a curated record.
CAUGCAAAAAGACAAAACACCCCUUCAUGCUAUAUGCUAUAUUUACCGGUUUGGAUCCUGGAAGCCCUCUUUUGUUUACUGGACUGGUUCUCUGCCUCAAGGACCCACACCUACAGACCUCUGAGCCUGCUUUUACGCUGGGAAAGCCAAAACCAAAGCCUAUCUGCAGCUUCAAACUUUGAUAGAUGGUGGUGAUGCCCAUCUCCACUCCCGGUUUCUCAAGGAUUUCAAGCUAUGGAGCAACCAGCUAUGGCAGAAUCCAGGCCUUCUGCACAAUGACAAUGAACUCCAACUCUCCGCAGAUUCAAAGGAAAGAAGAAGUCCAAGUGCAACACCUGAAAACAGCAAUUCCACAGUUAGAAACAGCCGGUGCAACGAAUCUCCAUUUCAACCGGCUGCAGCCUUUGGAUCAACAGUUGGUUCAGGAGGAGAGAAUUGAGUUUGGACAAUUUACAGCACGCGAGGCCCUUCUGGAUGAAGAAUACUGGACAGCAGCAUGGCUGCGAGCAGAGAGUCACUGGGAAGAUCAACCAAAUCAACGAUAUAAGGAUAACUACAAAAGGAAAUUCACAGAGCAGGAAUUCAAUGCUUUGAAAAGGCGGUGCAGAAAGCAAGAUAAGCAUAAAUGCACCUGUAUUGUUGUGGUCAAGAAGGAAGACAGGAGUGUGAAACGUACUGUACUGAAGAGUGUAGUGGGGACCCUUGAUUUGAGCAUCCGCUACUUGUUGCCUAGAGAAACCUUUCCUGGGGAAAGGGUGAAAGCCCCCCUCUUUUGCAGCAUUGACAGGACAAGCCAAGGCAGAUAUGGUUACAUUGCAAACCUGUGUGUUGCCAAAACUGCCCGUCGCCAGGGUAUUGCAACCAACAUGUUGUAUUUUGCUGUAAAAUUAGCUAAAUCAAAUGGUGCAGAACAGGUAUUUGUGCAUGUACAUAAAAAGAACAUACCUGCAUUGGGACUUUACAAAAAGAUGGGCUUUCAGGUCGUUGAAAUGGCAACCUCCCAAUUGUCAAAAGAGCAAACUUACUUGCUUUGCUUAGGAUUGUAAACGUAUAUGGUUUAACUUUAUUGAUUACAUGGAAAGAAAUCUGUCAUGCUCAGAGACCAUAACAGCUCAGUAGCUCACCCCAGAACAGGGCAUGAUGAAGACAAAAGAUUAUCUCUAAAUUUUGUGAAAGCAUACCAGAAAUUCUUGCACUCCAAAGUAACUAUCAAGGAAGGCAGAAACUGAAUGAACAAGGGACAGCUUCCAGAAAAAAAAGAAAAAGGAAGAAAAGGUUAAUACAUAUUAGCGUUUUGGCAGGUCCAACUGAUGUGAUCCACAAAUAAAAAUUCCAACCAAUACCUGCAGGUAAUUUAUGCAUAACAAGGGAAUUGACCUCAGGUGCAAUUUUGUUUUUCUUCUCUAGAAAUAAAAAAUAAAAACAUAUCAACCCUUAUUCCUGCUAGAU